Mercenaria mercenaria is the source of this 1403-nucleotide messenger RNA. RefSeq lists its product as uncharacterized. Lineage: Eukaryota; Metazoa; Mollusca; Bivalvia; Venerida; Veneridae. The transcript is spliced from 8 exons. Bases 9 to 1064 code for a protein of 351 amino acids. The record is from RefSeq and is a predicted model, not a curated record.
UUGACACCAUGGCGAACAAAGUGUUGUUUACAUUUUCGUUAGUGAUUGCAGCAGCAUUGGCACAGUUCAAUCCAGUUUUGGAAGUGACUAGCUGUACUAAGAGCAAACUAGAGCUGACGUUGACUGACGGCGCCGACGGCGGUAUUAUCUACAUCCAGGGUCAAGGCACAGCUUGCCGACAGUUUACAACGUCGGGUGUUUCGUAUUAUACAAUCGACUUUGGCUCCUGUGGAAUUCAGUGGGAGGAAAGUUUUAAGGUGAUGGUUCAGAAGAAAGCUCUCUACCAGACUGGAGAGGACAAACAGAUUCCUGUCAUGUGUAUUGCAGACCUAGGAGACUUGACGGUCAGCAACAACCUCGACGUUGCGGACAAAGACGAUGAUGCCGGCCUGAACAAGACGGUAAAGCCCACAGCUACCAUGAGUUUGUACAGUAACGGCAAUAACGUUAACGGAGGAACCGUCAAACUUACCGACAUUGUCACGUUGGUCAUGGAACUCGACGCUGAAUAUAUAGAGGAUUUCGACAUCAAGGCAAAAUCCUGUUUCGCCGACAACAUUGAAAUCAUCUCUAAUGCUUGUCCAGUCGAUAUUGAAUUAUUCCCCCACAUCAGUAGAGUAUCCCAGGGACUGAUCCAAGCCCAGUUUGGAGCUUUCAGAACGACAUCUCUCGCCGGCGGUUCAGUUGCUAUGCCUUUUUCUUGUACUCUCCAGGUCUGUCUCGGUGCCUGCAGUCCAACAACCUGUAGUGAUGGUAUAGACAGUUACGGUAGAAAGAAGAGAGCCAUUGCCAAACGACAGGCCGAGGACAAUGCCGUCGAAGAUAUCAGUGUUGGUUCUUCUAUCUCCAUAGCAACAGAAGAAGUCGUUAUUCAGAGUCCUGAGGACAACAACAGUCUGAGUUUGAGCCCACUUUUGUUUGUUAUUUUGAUGAUUAUAAUGGUUGGCGGUCUCGCUUCCACUACCGCCGCCACCAUGAUCCUCUUCCGCAAACUCCAAGCAAAAGCCGGCAUAUUGAAGAAACUCAACUCUGGAAAUGCAAUGACUUCCGUAGCAUCCUCUUAGGAAAAUAGCCAUAGUCAAGGCCUAAUCUAUACAGUUACAUACACCGUCAGACAGCCAAAUUUGAUACAUUAUUGAUUUAAAAAAUAUUGUUCGGUCUGAGGACAUUAUUUUGCUUUAUUUAGAUUAGUUCUUAUUGUACGUUUUUCACACGUGGCUUAGUCCCAAAUCUCACCCAAUAUACUUUAGUGUUUUGCUUUAUGUAUACUCAUUUCCAAAAGAAAGUGUGCACUUUUUUAAGUUUAAACAUUUCAAAAAUUCCCCGACGUUUUUGUUUCAUUUUUUCAUACACUAAUUCUCAGGUAUAACUCAAAAUCUAAAAUGCACACCAAUUUGUUUACG